Molecule: messenger RNA, 1817 nt
Organism: Lutra lutra (Eurasian river otter)
Lineage: Eukaryota; Metazoa; Chordata; Mammalia; Carnivora; Mustelidae
Gene: NDUFS7
Product: NADH:ubiquinone oxidoreductase core subunit S7
Exons: 8
Coding region: 148-828 (226 amino acids)
Biological process (GO): mitochondrial respiratory chain complex I assembly; aerobic respiration; electron transport coupled proton transport
Molecular function (GO): 4 iron, 4 sulfur cluster binding; quinone binding; NADH dehydrogenase (ubiquinone) activity
Source: RefSeq, a predicted model, not a curated record
CGGCGGGGGGCCGUCCGCGGAGGCGGAACGUCCUGGCGCCGGGGCCCGGCUUCCGCGCAGCAGCCGAGCCGCUUUGGCAGGCGGCCCCAGGGACCCGGAGCGCCGGCGCGGACGGACCGCAGAGGUUGUUUGAAGGCCGCGGCGGACAUGGCGGCGCUGGCGGGUGAGCGGAUCGGGGCUGCGGCGGCCGCGCGCUCGGGAGCUGGGGGACCUGCGGCCUGCACGGCUCCCCGCCUGCUCCGCCCGAUCCUGGCUCUGCGCUCCGGUGUGGGCGUGGCUACGCAGGUGCGUGGUGUCCAUUCGAGUGUGGCAGCUGACAGCCCCAGCAGCACCCAGCCUGCUGCAUCCACGGCUGGAGCUGUGGUCCCCAAAUCCACCGCCCUUCCCAGCAGCCGGGGCGAGUAUGUGGUGGCCAAGCUGGAUGACCUCGUCAACUGGGCCCGCCGGAGCUCCCUGUGGCCCAUGACCUUCGGCCUGGCCUGCUGCGCGGUGGAGAUGAUGCACAUGGCCGCGCCGCGCUACGACAUGGACCGCUUCGGCGUGGUCUUCCGCGCCAGCCCUCGCCAGUCCGACGUGAUGAUCGUCGCCGGCACGCUCACCAACAAGAUGGCCCCUGCACUCCGCAAGGUGUACGACCAGAUGCCCGAGCCUCGAUACGUCGUGUCCAUGGGGAGCUGUGCCAACGGAGGAGGUUAUUAUCACUACUCGUACUCUGUGGUGAGGGGCUGUGACCGCAUCGUGCCCGUGGACAUCUACGUCCCAGGCUGCCCGGGAAGGUUUAGGUCACGAUGCUCUGGUGCCCUUCAGAGGAACGGUGGAUGGUGGUGAUUAGGGUUCUGGAGACAUUUGCUGAGCGCCUUGGCCGCGCCAGCCCCCAGGGCGUCCCCCACUGUGGGGGGGGUGGGGCCCGUCUGCGGGGGUGGGCACGGGGGAAUCCACCCUGCGGAUAGAGGCCAGGCCCUGGCCAGCUGCCCCGUUGGCUGUGUGACCAAGGGCAGGUCUCCCCUCCGAGCCCGGCCCCCUCCACCAGGCAGGCUCUGGGGACAGCACUGCUAGAUUCUGGGCCGAGGACCACCCUUGCCUGUGGUUGUCCUUCCGGGCCGCUCCCCCCUGGGGGGUGACCUGGCCCUCUGCUUUUGGUGGGGUGGUGGGGAUGAGGGCCCCAGGACUUCCCCUCCUGUGAGCCGUGUGGGCCUCCCUGCCUGGCCUGGCUGUCCUGCCCCCUAGACUCCCCCAUCCCUCCCUGCUUUCCAAGGGCGCACUACCACCAGGGGCUAGCGUGGCCCAGGGUCAGCGGACUACCUGUGCUUGUCCUCCCAGAGGCCCCAGGCCAGGUCAUCAGGCUAGCGGACAGGGCAGCUGGGCCCAGAACGGGCAGCCCAGUCGUCCUCACGCACGUAGCUUGACUGCCAGGGUCAGGAACUCGAACCCCAAACCUGGACAGAACAGGCUAGAGGCGGUGCUGGAGACAGGGUCCCCGGCCCCCUCAGACCCCUCCCUGGACAUGGCUCUGCUGCCCCCUUCUGGUCCCAGGGCCCAUCUGGCCUCCAGCUGCUGUGCCCAGCCUCCCCUUCAACCAUCCCCACGGAGGCGCACUUUGCCAAGCAGCAGGGGUCCGGCAGUGGCCCCGGUGUGGGGGAUGGGCACAGUUCCAGGCAUCCCGUCAUCGGUUGCGGGGGGGAGGGCGCAGGGCGGGAUCCGGUCACCCGCGGUGGGCAGGGAGACUGAGGCACGGCCCCACCUGCAGGCUGCCCGCCCACGGCCGAGGCGCUGCUCUACGGCAUCCUGCAGUUGCAGAGGAAGAUCAAGCGGGAGAA